UCUAAAUAUAACUCCUCUCCAAAAGGGAAAGAGCGGAGCAGGAGGGAAGGAAUAACUCACCCAAUCAGAGGCUGCCUAAUAAGUGUUUCUUUUUUCUUUUUUACACUGUGUGUCUUAUAACGUUUUGAUCCAUUUGUGGCCCCGGGUGGUGCUGGUGGAGCGCGCAGCGGGACGCGCAUUGUCUGUACGCAAACUGGACGGCAUGGCCAUUGUAUGCGUUCAGGCAUAUAUGGAGGCACCGAUAGCUCGGGGGAUACAGCCCGUCUGACGUCUCAGCGCGUUUCUCUCCCCACUAACAGCUCGGGUCCGUCGCUAUGAGUUGUCUGGAUGUGAUGUACCACCAAAGCUAUGGAGCGCACUACCUCCCCGCAGCGGCUUACAAGGCGACGUACUACAACCAGCAGCAGCAGCAGCAACAGAGGAGACUAAGUGUUUACAGUAAGAUGCAGGAGUGUAUGGAGCAGCAGCAGGGAGGGGGAAAAGUGCCGCUUUCCAGGGAUCAAGUCCUUCGGCAGGCCCCUGCAGCACCAGAAUCCGAGUCGGGCUGCGGAUCCGCGUCCGAUUCCGACCUGAAGGAUGGUGCUCAACCAGCGGAGGCCGAGUACUUGAGCUCCCGCUGUGUUUUGUUCACCUACUUCCAAGGCGACAUUGGUGACGUGGUCGACGAGCAUUUCUCCCGGGCUCUUAGUCAGUCCAGCACCUUCAACGGCGAGACCAAGCCCAUCAGAGUGACUCAGCCUGCUGCCUCAGCCACUGCUGGCUUAUGGAAAGACGGCUCCCUCUCUGAGGGUCAGAGCAGCUCAGUGUGGAACAGCACCUAUCUCUCCCAGGCCAGUCCUUGCCUUCCAUCUGUCUCUGUCUCAGUCCACCCAGACUUCACUUCCAGCCCCGUUUCCUUCAACCACCCCGACGGAGCUCUGUGGGCCGACCACAUGCUCUCCCAGGGCCAGCCUCCCCCUCCGGCUGCGCUCCACGACAGCUGGGCCUACAGCCUGAACCCGCCGAGUUCAAGCGGCUUCCCCAACGUCCACAACGUCUACCACGCUCACCCCCACCCCCACAUCCACACCCGGCACCACCACCCUAUGCUCCAUUCAUUCCCAACCCACGGCUCGGCGUUGGAUCACAGGUUCAAUCCUCUGCUGCUACCCGGGGUCAGGAACCACACCCAGUCGUCCGCCAGCGCGGGGAGCUCCCCACUCAGCGAGGGGGUGAAGACGGAGAUGGACCCCGGCAGCAGCGGCGGCGGUGCAACGGCUACCUCUGUCACCUGGAAUCCCUCGGCCCACCAUGGAUCCUUGGAGGUGUAUGACUCAGCUCUUGAUCAGGCCAAAGCAAAGACGUCGAUGUGGUUCUGACUGACGUUGAG
Messenger RNA from Gasterosteus aculeatus aculeatus (three-spined stickleback), 1369 nucleotides. RefSeq names its product vestigial-like family member 3 (gene vgll3). The record is from RefSeq and is a predicted model, not a curated record. Gene Ontology annotation, biological process: regulation of DNA-templated transcription. Gene Ontology annotation, cellular component: nucleus. Lineage: Eukaryota; Metazoa; Chordata; Actinopteri; Perciformes; Gasterosteidae.